AUGCCCAAGAAGUUCCAAGUAAGAGACCACCUGGUUACUGCAAUCUUCAGGAGAAACAUGGAGAUGAUGUGGAGAGUCUCGACUUGCCUCUUCGCCUCGUCUCUCCGCCUCGUCUCUCCAUCUCUCGAGCAGUGUCUCUCCGCCUCGACUCUCCUCUCCGUCUCUCACUUUGUCUUUGAUUCGCUUCAGAUGGAUGAUGAAACUUUGAACCUAUAUGAUGAUGAUGAUGAUGAAUAUUUGAGUGGUAAUGAGAUGAUGAAUCAGAAUGAAGAUGGUCAUGAUUCUGUACAAGAUGAUUCUGCAAGUGCAGCUGGGAAUAGAGGAAGGCGGAGACGUAACAAGCGGAGGCAUUCAAAGUGUUGGAAGCAUUUUGAAAUUGUAGGAGAUAAAUUUCCUGAUGGGACUACUAAAGUUAUUUGCAAGCAUUGUGAGUAUUCCUAUUUCAUAGAUCUAAGCAAUGGGACUAAUACUUUACUGCGUCAUAGUAGAGUUUGUUCAAAGAAUCCUGGAAGCACACCUAGAAGUAGGAAGUUUGAUAUAAUGGACUUCCGUGAGAUGAUUGCUGGUGCUAUUGUUGAGCACGAUCUUGCAUACUCAUUUGUUGAGUUUAGAAGAAUUAGAGAAGCUUUUGAGUAUGCGAAUCCUAGUAUUGAGUUUUGGUGUAGAAACACUGUUGUGUCUGAUGUUCAUAAGAUAUAUGAGAAUGAGAAAGCUGGUCUUAGGAAGGUUUUGAGUGAAGUUCCUGGGAGGAUCUGUUUUACUACUGAUUUGUGGAGGGCAAUCACUGUGGAGGGGUAUUUAUGUCUGACAGCUCAUUACGUUGAUAAUUGGAAGCUAAAGGCGAAGAUACUGUCAUUCUGUGCUUUUCCCCCACCUCAUACUGGUUAUAGUAUUGCUAUGAAGGUGAUGGAGUUAGUGAAAGAAUGGGGAUUAGAGAAGAAAGUGUUUAUAGUGACUGUCGACAAUGCUUCUUCAAACGACAAUAUGCAAGGGGUUCUAAAGACACAACUUCGCAGAGCUUUGGUGUGUAAUGGCGAUGAUGCCUUAGAGAAAAUCAGGGAAAGCGUGAAGUUUGUAAAGUCUUCAGAGUCGAGAGAGCAAAUGUUUCAGACCUGUGUUGAAACUGUUGGGAGGAAGAAAGAAGCUGGUCUUGUUUUGGAUGUGGCAACGAGGUGGAAUUCAACCUUUAAGAUGUUGUCUAGAGCUCUUCCAUUGAGAGAAGCAUUGCGUAAUCUCUCAGAAGUAGAUCCGAGUUACAAGUGCUUUCCAUCAGAAUUGGAGUGGUCUAGAGGAGCACUCAUCUAUCCAUUAACAAGCAAGGCGAAAGUCGAUCAUAUCCGAAAGAAGAUUAAAAAGUUGUAUGGAGUAUACAAGAAGGAUCCUAAGAGCACUACUGCGAGCCCUUCAGAAGCCACAUUGGUGAACAGUAUACCAGCUGGAUAUGGGGACUUUUAUGCAUUCUUUUCUCAGAAUGCGGGAACAGGAAAAUCAGCUUUAGAUGUGUACUUGGCUGAACCGGUUUUAGAUAUGGCUGCCUUUAUGACUCUAGAUGUCUUGAGAUAUUGGAAAAACAAUGCAACACGGUUUAAAGAGCUGUCCCGCAUGGCGUGUGAUGUUCUUUCAAUUCCCAUUACAACCGUGUCUUCUGAGUCGAAGCCGUGUUCUUAG
Messenger RNA from Brassica napus (rape), 1668 nucleotides. RefSeq names its product zinc finger BED domain-containing protein RICESLEEPER 2-like. Bases 1 to 1668 code for a protein of 555 amino acids. The transcript has 6 exons. Gene Ontology annotation, molecular function: DNA binding; protein dimerization activity. Lineage: Eukaryota; Viridiplantae; Streptophyta; Magnoliopsida; Brassicales; Brassicaceae. The record is from RefSeq and is a predicted model, not a curated record.